UGGGGGGGGAAACAGUCACUUUAUUCCUCCCCCACGCUCAUCGCUACGUGUAUUCAGUCCCCGGAAUAGCCCUGACGAAGGAGGAGGCAAAGGCGCUCGCUGUGUUCAGCCGCCUUCCUUCCCCCGUCAUGCUGCGUCCACUGCACUCAGUGUAGUUCAGCCAAUGCAUCGUCUUCGGAGCGGAUCCAUGUCCUCUGCACGUCGCCGGGAGCCAUCCUCGACCGCUUAAGCUCCGCGCACGUCCUAUAAGGGGGCACCUAAAGAAUUAAUAAUACAUAUACACGGUAUAUUUAAGGCGCGAUCGUCGGACGGAACCAGCAUUUGGCCAGUUCCCACGCCGGAGGAUGAAUUCAAUACGACAGGUGCCUACCAGGGUGAAAAGCAGGAGGACCGAGACCACCCUGGGGGCGGAGAGGGAGCAUUUUGACAAGCAGCAGCUCAGCAGCAUAAGCAAGGCCAUCAACUCCAGUGAGACGCCGGUGAAGGAGAAGCAUGCCCGCAGGAUCGUCCUGGGGACGCACAGGGAGAAGGGGGCCUUCACCUUCUGGUCCUACGCCCUGGGCCUCCCGCUGGCUAGCAGCUCCAUCCUCAGCUGGAAGUUCUGCCACGUUCUACACAAGGUUCUACGAGAUGGGCACCACAACAGCCUGCAGGACUGUAUGAGGCAUCACAGCAACAUCAAGGAGAUGGGAACCCUCUGGGGUAACCUCCACGAUCGAUAUGGGCAGCUGGUCGCUCUGUACGCGAAGCUUCUCUGCAACAAGAUGGACUUCCAUUUGAAGCAUACAGAAAUCCAACCCAACCUGGAGGUCUCCGAUGAGGUUCUAGAGCGCACCGCUGGGACCGACAUCAACAACGUAUUCCAGCUCACCGUGGAGGUGUUUGAUUACCUGGACUACGAGCUGAAGCUGGCUGAGACUGUGAUGCGGCAGCUGAACACAUCCAUCGCCAUCUCCACCACCACCUCAGGACAGUGUCGCCUGGCCCCCCUCAUCCAAGUCAUUCAGGACUGCAGUCACCUCUACCACUUCACUGUCAAACUGCUCUUCAAACUGCAUGCCUGUGAGUGGUCCAGCUUGAGUCCCCGCCCACUUCCCAGUUGUGUUCCGCCCCCAAGAUCUGAAGGCCACACUGGCCCAUUGAGGGUGGGGCUGGGGGAGUCUGCCCACCUUCAGUUUUGUGAACCUGCCAACAGAGACGUGCAGAUAGACAACCUGAAGCGGGAGAUCGAGCUGCUGCGGGUGGAGCUGGAGAGGAUCAAAGCUGAGGCCCAGCGCUUCAUCACACAGCUUAAGUCCCAGAUCAACAGCCUGGAGGCAGAGCUGGAGGAACAGCGAGCUCAGAAGCAGCGCGCCCUGGUGGAGAACGAGCAGCUGCGCAUGGAGCUGGAGGCCCUGCGCAGGCAGAGCACCGAGAAUGAGGGCCUGCAGACCACCUUCAUGGAGGCCGAGAAGCGGGCUCAGGCCACAGAGAUGCGCUACGCCAAGCUGAAGGAGAAGCACGCCGAGCUGGUCAGCAGCCACGCCGAGCUGCUCAGGAAGAGCGCAGACACGGUGAAGAUGCUGUCGGCCACGCAGCAGACGCAGGAGGAGGUCGCCCGCACGCACCCCGCCCACCCCCUCUUCCUACUCGCUGGGCUAGAGGAACAGAAAUUCGAGAUGGACCGGCUGAGGCGGGAGCUGGAGGAGAAGAGGAAUGAGGUCUCCCGCAUCCAGGGGGCGCUGGAGGGCAACUUGGCGGCGGGCCAGAAGCUGAACGGCGCCGUGGCGGCGCUGCAGGCGGAGAAGGAGGCGCUUCUGCGCUCAGUGAGCGAGCGGGAGGCCGAGCUGUCCUCGCUGCGGCAGGAUGCGCAGCUGCAGCAAUCAUCCCUGCAGCAGGAGCGGGAGCGCAGCACCCGGGAGCUGGGCGAGCUGCAGGGCAAGCUGCAGGAGAAGGCUAGCAGGGAGGAGCAGCUGCAGCAGAAGUUGUUGGAGGAGCAGUUUUCCCUGCUGCAAGGCACUGUGACGGAGGCAGAGGCCAUCAUCCAGGACGCUGCAGCCAAACUAGACGACCCUCUGCAUGUGCGCUGCACCAGCUCCCCAGAUUACCUCAUUACCCGUGUUGAAGCCACUCUGGGCUCCAUUGACAAGGUGAAGCAGGGCCAUGGCGACUACAUGAGGAACAUGGGAGAUGCCAGUGGCCUGCUGAGGGCUCUCACCCAGUUCUCCCAUCUGACCGCCGACACCAUCGUUAAUGGGAGUGCCACGGCACACAUGGCGCCCACAGAUCACGCCGACCGGCUCACGGAGAGCUGCCGGAAUUGCGCCACCCAGAGUCUGAGCUUCCUUCGCGAGCUGAAGUCCAGGGCUUCCCUGCAGAGAGCCGAUCCGGUGGCCGUGCGCCUGGUCGUGCAGCGCAUCCUGCAGCUAAGCCGGGAGUUACAGCCCAAGGGCAGAGAUAUUCGUGAGGAGGAGCUCGGGGACAUGGUGGACAAGGAGAUGGCAGCCACGUCAGCGGCCAUUGAGGAAGCUGUGCGGAGGAUUGACGAAAUGAUGAAUCAAGCUAGGAAGGACACCUCUGGAGUCAAACUGGAAGUCAAUGAAAGGAUUCUGAAUAGCUGCACAGAUCUAAUGAAGGCCAUCCGCAUGCUUGUCAUAGCUUCGACAGACCUCCAGAAAGAGAUUGUGGAAAGUGGAAGGGGCGCCGCCUCUGUGAAGGAGUUCUAUGCCCGGAACUCGCGCUGGACCGAGGGCCUAAUCUCCGCCUCCAAGGCCGUGGGCUGGGGAGCCACGCAGAUGGUUGAGUCAGCUGACAAGGUAGUACUGCACAUGGGAAAGUAUGAAGAGCUGAUCGUCUGCUCGCAUGAGAUUGCUGCUAGCACCGCCCAGCUAGUGGCUGCCUCCAAGGUGAAGGCUGACUGCAACAGCAGGAAACUGACGACACUUCAGCAAGCCUCUCGCUAUGUCAAUGAGAUGGCAGCCAAAGUGGUGGCCUCCACCAAGACGGGACAGGAGCAGAUCGAGGAGAGGGAUAAUAUGGACUUCUCAGGCAUGUCUUUGAUUAAGCUGAGGAAAGAGGAGAUGGAGUCACAGGUGAAGGUCCUGGAGCUGGAGACGCAGCUGGAGAGCGAGCGCAUGCGCCUGGGCGAGCUGCGGAAGAAGCACUACGAGCUGGCUGGAGAGCCGCUGCCUGAGGGCAACGGUUUCACCAGCGCCGCCUCCCCAUCUUCACCCAAACCCAGCAAACCUGCCAUCAUGAAGAAACCCCCACUGGCCCAGAAGCCCAACGUCCCACCCAAGAACCAGUUUAGGUGAAUGGUGGCUGCAGACGAACAGUCAUGAUGAUGAACUGAUACGGUGCAGACAGGCUGCUGACGUCAGUCGUGUCACUUUAAAGCCCAACCAACCAUAACAAAACAGUUUUUUGUGCUCCUGUAUACGUUGACCACGCUUCACUGUACCCCACCCCUAUUGAUUUUUUUCCCCCCAAUUUUUUGCCAAGUUCGUAUUUUAUUUUGCCAUGACGUUAUUUGCUUUUCUCACUAAGCGAUGUUGUGUUUUUCUUCCGCUAUUUUUCAAGAGUGAAAGCAGCAUGUAAGAAGACAAAGUUCAUGACACGUGUGCCUUUCCCUGCCUGACAAGCACUGAUGGCCAUUACUGUUCUGGCUCCCAGUUAUUAACCUGCUGCUGGGAAGCCCAGAGACAGCACUGUACUUGUUCCUCGGCUUGUGUUGUAACCGAGCACAGAAUGCACUUCGUUACACAAUAUCGCGAGUCGUAUAUCAUGGCCGUGACACGGAUGCUAAAGCAUAGAGACUAACUGAUGUAAAUGCACGGGUUUAUUACGCGCUAAGGGCUGCUCUGCACCUGUAGGUUGGUUGUAGUGGUUGUAGUGCAGGCAUCAGUAAUGCACACGAAGCACACCUUAAAAUGCUGCUCCAUUCACCCUUGUGCAUCCUGAUGAUUAUUUUAGUGACACAACAGAUUAAAUCCGCAGCUUGCAAUGUAGAAAUAGACACCAUUACUGAAAACUCUCCUAACCACCACCACCCCCCCCCCCCCCAUAUGAUUAGAUGCAAUCAGACAUUUUUUUUUAUUGAACAUGUAAACAAGUGACCGGGUUAGCCCUUCCUUUGACUUUAUUUCGGGAUUUACUCUUUGGCUGGCAUUAUACAUUAUUGGCUCAGCAUAAGAAUCUGCCCGUGGGAACUGGCUCAUUUUGAAAGACGAACCACAUUUCUCUCAUUUUAAUUUUGUUUCUCUCUUUAGAUGGGAUGUAUUAACUGUAGUGCAAUCAGUAGGCCUAACGGUCAGCCAUCUGAUCCACUCAAACCCAGGGCCACGUCUUCACUCUUGUCCACUGGUGUAUUUUAAUACUAUUUAUAUAUGAUAAAGCGUACAAGAUUAGGAACAGCGUACUGUAUGUAGGACUGCAACUAAACUGUACUCAAUGAAAAUGUCCUUUCUUGUAGCGCAGAGGAGAUUUUUUAUGUAGUAUUGUAGGAGAAAACUCUAAGUAAUGGUUCAGCUUUUUAAAUGGGCACACAAGCUGUAUAUAUUUUUUGGGACAGUCAUAACUAAUGACACUUGGGUGCUUUGUUUAAAAAAAAUAGAUGGGGGUGUCUGUGAAACACUUUCUUUCCCUGUUUCUGUAUUGAACCCGUCUUUAUACUCUCAGAUCUAUUAAUAUAUUUUAGUAUCGAUUAUUGUGGUUAUUAAUGUGUGUAAAUGGCAAAUGGAUAAUAAAUGUUUAUCAACAGAA
Molecule: messenger RNA, 4740 nt
Organism: Paramormyrops kingsleyae
Lineage: Eukaryota; Metazoa; Chordata; Actinopteri; Osteoglossiformes; Mormyridae
Source: RefSeq, a predicted model, not a curated record